This is a messenger RNA of Pyrgilauda ruficollis (rufous-necked snowfinch), 5322 nucleotides long. It is a transcript of the gene KIF16B, whose product is annotated as kinesin family member 16B. The record is from RefSeq and is a predicted model, not a curated record. The coding region runs from base 97 to 4206 and encodes 1369 amino acids. Gene Ontology annotation, biological process: microtubule-based movement. The transcript is spliced from 27 exons. Gene Ontology annotation, molecular function: phosphatidylinositol binding; ATP binding; microtubule motor activity. Lineage: Eukaryota; Metazoa; Chordata; Aves; Passeriformes; Passeridae.
UCGCCAUAGCGACACGGCCUAGGCUGGGGGCGGCCUCGCUCGGUGCCGGCGGGCGGGGCGCUGGCGAGGGACAUCUGGGGCCGGCGGGGAUGAGCCAUGGCCUCCGUGAAGGUGGCCGUGCGAGUGCGGCCAAUGAACCGCAGGGAGAAAGAUCUUAAUGCAAAGUUUAUUAUUUCAAUGGAAAAAAAUAAAACAACAAUCACAAACUUAAAGAUACCAGAGGGUGCUACUGGAGACACAGGACGAGAAAGAACGAAAACAUUUACCUAUGAUUUUUCCUACUUCUCAGCAGACAGUAAAAGUCCCAACUUUGUUUGUCAAGAAAUGGUUUUCAAAAAUCUUGGUACGGAGGUGCUUAAAUCUGCUUUUGAAGGUUAUAAUGCCUCUGUUUUUGCAUAUGGACAGACGGGCUCUGGGAAGUCCUACACCAUGAUGGGAAAUGCGGGUGAUGCAGGUUUGAUACCUCGAAUUUGUGAAGGAUUAUUCAGCAAAAUAAGUGAAAAAACAAAGCGGAAUGAGGCAUCCUUUCGAACAGAAGUCAGUUAUCUGGAAAUUUAUAAUGAACGUGUGAGAGAUCUUCUUCGAAGGAAGUCAUCAAAAACUAAUAAUUUACGGAUACGGGAACAUCCAAAGGAAGGGCCGUAUGUUGAGGACUUGUCCAAACAUUUAGUCCAAAAUUAUGCUGAUGUUGAGGAACUUAUGGAUGCAGGAAAUAUAAAUAGGACGACAGCUGCAACUGGAAUGAAUGAUGUUAGUAGCAGGUCACAUGCCAUUUUCACAAUCAACUUCACUCAGGCUAAAUUUGAUUCUGAAAUGCCUUGUGAAACUGUUAGCAAGAUUCAUUUGGUAGAUCUUGCUGGAAGUGAGAGAGCAGAUGCCACUGGUGCCACAGGGGUUAGAUUAAAGGAAGGAGGGAAUAUUAACAAAUCUCUAGUUACUCUGGGAAAUGUAAUUUCUGCCUUAGCUGAUUUAUCUCAGGAUGCAACAAAUCCUCUUUCAAAGAAGAAACAAGUAUUUGUGCCUUACAGGGACUCGGUGUUGACUUGGCUAUUAAAAGAUAGCCUAGGAGGAAACUCCAAAACUAUAAUGAUUGCCACUAUUUCACCUGCUGAUGUCAAUUAUGGAGAAACUUUAAGUACACUUCGCUAUGCAAAUAGAGCCAAAAACAUCAUCAACAAGCCUACUAUUAAUGAGGAUCCUAACGUCAAACUGAUCCGUGAGCUGAGAGCUGAAAUAGCCCGACUGAAAGCCCUGCUUGCUCAAGGGAAUCAGAUUGCACUCUUGGAUUCUCCAACAGCUUUAAGUAUGGAAGAAAAGCUUCAGCAGAAUGAAGCAAGGGUACAAGAACUGACCAAAGAGUGGACUAACAAGUGGAAUGAGACUCAAGAUAUUCUGAAAGAACAAACUUUGGCUCUGAGGAAAGAAGGGAUAGGUGUUGUGUUAGAUUCUGAACUGCCUCAUCUCAUUGGUAUUGAUGAUGAUCUUCUCAGUACUGGUAUCAUCUUGUACCAUUUGAAGGAGGGCCAAACAUAUGUUGGCCGAGAAGAUGCUUUAACAGAACAGGACAUUGUUCUUCAUGGCCUUGAUCUGGAAAGUGAGCAUUGCAUCUUUGAAAAUCUCAAUGGUACUGUGAACCUCAUCCCACUGAAUGGAGCGCAGUGUUCUGUGAAUGGUAUUCAGAUUACAGAACCCACACACCUCAACCAAGGUGCUGUUAUAUUACUUGGGAGAACUAACAUGUUUCGCUUUAACCACCCUAAAGAAGCUGCUAAGCUAAGAGAGAAAAGAAAGAGUGGACUGCUGUCUUCCUUCAGCUUGUCUAUGACUGAUCUUUCUAAAUCUUGUGAGAAUUUGUCAGCAGUUAUGCUUUAUAAUCCAGGGCUAGAAUUCGAGAGACAGCAACGAGAGGAACUUGAAAAAUUAGAAAGUAAAAGGAAACAAAUAGAAGAGAUGGAAGAAAAACAAAAAUCUGACAAAGCAGAACUUGUAAGAAUGCAGCAAGAAGUAGAGUCACAGCGCAAAGAGACAGAAAUAGUUCAGCUGCAAAUCCGAAAACAGGAGGAGAGUCUGAAACGAAGAAGUGUGCACAUUGAAAGCAGGUUAAAGGAUUUACUGGCUGAAAAAGAAAAAUUUGAAGAGGAGAGAUUGCGGGAACAACAGGAGAUAGAACUUCAAAAGAAAAAGCAGCAGGAGGAAAUUUUUGCCCGGGUCAAAGAGGAAUUGCAGCGACUACAAGAACUUAAUCAUAAUGAAAAAGUAGAAAAAAUGCAGAUUUUUCGUGAACUAGAAAAACUGAAAAAGGAAAAAGAUGAGCAGUAUCUUAAGCUGGAAUCAGAAAAAAAGAGACUUGAAGAACAGGAAAGAGAGCAGGUGAUGCUGGUGGCUCACCUAGAGGAACAGCUUCGAGAGAAGCAGGUCAUGAUAGAGCUCCUGAAGAGAGGGGAUGUGCAAAGACUAGAAGAAGAGAGAAGAAAUCUUGAAGAGAUCAGAGAAUCUCUUCUGAAAGUCAAGGAAGCUCGAUCUGAAGGUGAUGAAAACCAUGAAGAAUUAGAAAAAGCACAGCAUGAUUUCAUAGAGUUUAAAAGGAAACAGCUGGAACAGCUGGCUAUUUUGGAAAAAGAUUUAAUUCAACAAAUGGAUCACCUAGAAAAGGAAAUAGCAGAUGAAAAAAGCGCUCUGGAGCACUUAAAAUUUGCACAUGAAGAACAUGUAAAUCUCAAGAGAGAUGAUGAAAACUUUAUGGAUGCCAUACUCAAGGCUGAAGAAGUUGACAAGAUAAAGCCAGUGGAAUACAGGCUCCAAUCUAAAAUACGCCAGCUUGAGUACCUGAAGAGUAAUCAUUUGCCAGCUCUGCUGGAGGAAAAACAAAGAGCUUCUGAAGUCCUUGACAGGGGCUUGUUAGGGUUAGAUAAUACUCUCUAUCAAAUAGAGAAAGAAAUAGAAGAAAAAGAAGAGCAGCUUGCCCAGUACAGGGCUAGCACAAAUCAGCUGCAGCAGCUACAAGAAACCUUUGAAUUCGCAGCCAAUGUAGCCCGGCAGGAAGGAAAGGUUCGGAAAAAGGAAAAAGAAAUCCUUGAAUCAAGGGAAAAGCAGCAGAGAGAGGCACUGGAGCAAGCUGUUGCUAAGUUAGAAAGGAGGCAUUCUGCUUUGCAGCGUCGUUCCACCAUAGACUUUGAAAUUGAAGAGCAGAAACAGAAGCUGGCCACCCUGAACAACAGCUGUGGUGAACAGGCAGGGCUGCAGGCAAGUCUGGAAGCUGAACAGAAAGCUCUUGAGCAAGACCGAGAACGCCUGGACCAGGAAAUUCAGCAGCUGAAGCAAAAAAUAUAUGAGGGUGAUGGAGCUCAGAAAGGAAACCAUGGAAUAUUAGAUGAGAGACUCUCCCAUAGCACUUCCCCUGCCAGCCCAACAAAGGCACAGACACCUGCUGCCCCACUGGUUGAUGAUAGGAUAAAUGCCUUUAUUGAACAAGAAGUGCAGAGAAGGCUGCAGAAUAUUCAUCACAAAGCUGAGGACAAUCAUGUUAGUGCAUCCUGGUCUGCAGAAAGUUUCAAGGAUAAUGAGAGGCAUAAUAACAGCAGUAUUCAACGCAAGUUGAAGUAUGAGCGGAUGGUCUGUCGUUCACUGGGAGCAAAUCCAGAUGACCUAAAGGACCCAAUUAAAAUUAGUAUUCCACGGUAUGUCCUGUGUGGGCAGGGAAAGGAUGAGCACUAUGAGUUUGAAAUAAAGAUACUCCAUUGUGGCAGAAAAUACAUCACCUCAUCAGCAGCCCUAGAAAACGACAAAACAUCUCUGCCAAAAAAGACUGUCUGCCAAGCGCUUCCAUUGCCACUGCAGGAAGUGGGAGAGGGAGGGAGAAAUGUGCUUCAGAAAUUCCAUGGAAGGAGAAUAAUUUCCCUUACUGCCUGUCCAGUUCCACGGUUACGCCUUGCAUUGUCGCAAAACAUUCAUCUCGUUGUCAAGGUUGCCACUUUAGAAUUCCCUCCAAAGAAGCUCUUUGGAAACAAGGAUGAGCGAGUGAUUGCAGAACGGCGGUGUCACUUAGAGAAAUACCUCAGGAGCUUUUUCUCUGCAAUGCUGAAAUCUCCAUCAUCUCCACUGAACAUUGAUAAAGUGGGGCUAACAUUGUCAAAAUACACCAUCUGUGAAUUCUCACCCUUCUUCAGGAAAGGCGUUUUUGACUACAGCAGCCAUGGGACCAGCUGAGUUUUGGGCCAGGAUCCUUAUGCUGGAGGAGUAAAGUUGGAGUGCUGCCUUCACUUUAGUGCAAGAGGAAUGAGGGAAAGAAAAAACACAUGUCUCCUCCAUACCUGGAAAGGUGCAUCCAAACAGCGCCAAUUUGGGACAGCCACGCCCCCACUCUAACCUGUGUCCUUUACCAGCUCCCAAGUCAGUGCCUGCAUUCUCCUGGCAUGGGGCAUACAGACAUUUCUGUGUAAGUUGCUCUGUUAAUACUGUACAAAGAUUCUGACUCUUGUAAUGAGUUUGGAUCCCCUUCUUGGCAGCAGUGCUUCCUUCCCAUUUGCUCAGAUAAUUUGUUCUGGCCGUUUGAGAGCAUCUCAUGUUUACCAUGGCAGUGUGUUGUGCUGACAGAGGGUUUCCAAGUGGCCUUUUGGUUUCUGUCCAAGCUGUUCCUUAAAGAACAGUUGCUCUUUUGUUUCUUUAUAGCACAGUGUCAUGUUUAAGGUAAUGAUCAUACUCCACUGUUGUUUCAUUUUCUUUCCCUUCUAGAUACACUGAGUAUUGACUGUAUAAUUGUAUAGUUUUUCUCAGAAGAAUUAAAGGGCCUGGGUAACUUGAAUGCUUACAAAAAUAUAUGCACCAGGAAGAAUAUAAUUUGAACCCUGUCAGAGUCCUCCAUACUUAGUUGUUUGGAGGCUGAACAAAUAAUUCACCGUUAUUAAAAAAGCAAAGGAAGCAAUAGUUACCAAAUAACAUGGUCAGCAUCUUUUCAGAUUUCGUAAUCAUUCAGACUGGAAACGGAACUCUGCACUGUACAGAGCUCAUAGCUAUGCAUAAAGCUGAUGCAAAGUGCUAUAUAUUGUUUUUUAAAUAGCUUCUUCACAAUAGUUAUAAAACCUGAGGUUUAUUUGCAUCAGUUAAAAUUUACAGGAUUUAAAUAAUAGUACUUUAAAAUGACUCAGGAUUUAUUCAGACUUGCACAUAUAUAUACAGGUAGAACUAAUUUUAUAUUGCUGCAGAUUCAAAACUAUGUAUACACUGUGACUGGAAUUGAGUAUGUGUACAUGUUAAUGUAUAAUUGGUUGUAUAAAAAUCAGAAUUGAAUUACUUCCAGUUAUUAAAAUGCAUAAUGAAAGGUUU